AUGGGCAAGGGGUUCCAGUUCAUAGACUCGACCAAGACCGAUAGGGUCACCAGGAGACUGGUUCGAAGUCACGCCAUGAAGGGCAAGAAUGUCGGCAAGGUGCUUCACCGUCGAUCAAGGCUUGAGUUAGAUCUACAUGCACCCCGGCCGUCCAAGAAAGCAUGCACAUCCACUGCCUGUAACCUUCUCCCCCAGCAGGGACAGCAACCCACCAGCGCCAGCACCAGCACUGGCAGACCGAGUAGCACCAAGAGUAGGAGCAAGAGUCCAGAGGAAACCCCUAGUCCUAGUGACGGCUCAAGCUCCACGGGAAGCAGUAGCUGUAGCUACAUCACCACUCCAGCUUCGAGUGUCACCGAUCUUACCAGCACCGAUUUCCUCUUCCUCGACGAUCUGGACAACCUUGACUGGUUGGCCGACAUCGAGAAUCACGAUCUUGAUGGUUACAUUGUGGAUACCCUCACCUCUCCGCCGGUGGACAUGUCGUUCCAAGGGCAGCAAGUACAACAGUCGUCGCUUAUUCUCCAAGCACACACCCAGAAAGCGCUCAGCCCAACACUGGGAGCACGAGACAGCCUAUUCACCCUUGCCUUCCCCGUUCAGGCAACCCCACAAAGUCAAUAUGUCAUCAGCCAAUUCUUUGGCAUUGUCAUUGAUGCACUAUAUCCUCCCCAACUGGUCCGAGGUGCUGCGAAGGCUUAUGAUUAUUGGAUUGGCACUCUCUUCCAGGACAGGACCUCUUUCCAUUGUGCCAUAGCCCUAAUGGCUGCCCUCAGUGACUUUUUCUUCGGUGAUCAAGCCCUGACACCAGACGCCAUCUACCAUCUGAGCCAGGCCAUCCACAUGGUCAACCAGACUCUGGAGACUAACGGCGCCUUGUCCGAGUCCAACCUCGCCGUUGUCAACUUUCUUGUCAUCCAAGAGCUGUUAAGAGACUCAUUCAAGUCCAAGGCCGAAGUCCAUUUAAAGGGUCUCCAAAGAAUGCUAGAGCUACGUGGUGGGUUGAACUCGCUGGGGGAGGACAAUCCUCUAGGUAUCAAAAUAAGCAAAACAGCAGUAGACUAUGCCCUCCACCGCGGCACCCCCAUCCCCGCCCCGUUCUACCGGGACCGCAUGUCUUCCAUCCGCGCCCGUCUACUUUCAGAAGGCUUCAUCCUUUCUUCCCCUCCCUCCCCACUUUUCUCCUUCUUCUCUCCCCUCUCACCACCAUCAUCGUCAUCAUCCCUGUCGGGUCCCGGUAGCCUCUGCAGCGUCCAACAACAGAUCCAAAUCCAUCCCUUCCUCUCGCAAAUCCUCUCCGACGUCCUGUCCAUCACCACCCUCCUCAACUCCCCGUUCCUCAACUUUCGGUUCGAGCCACACACCCUCCAAGAGUUUCUCGUGUCGGUGGGGUGUCGGUUAAUUCGCUUUCGGCCACUAUCUUAUUACCAAACCCAAAACCCCAAGAAAGGAAAACGACCACCACCACCAUCAACAGCAACAACAACAACAACGCAAAAAUCCCGUAUAGAAUCAGCCAUCCACCUUGGUCUGAUCGCUUUGACCACCACGCUCUUCCUGCAAUUCGGCCGUCGUCGCUUCUUGCGCUACGAAUUGGUAAAAGACUGCAUGACCAAGUUGAUAUCCGAGUGGGAUUACUGCUCAUCAUCAUCAUCAUCAUCAUCUUCUUCUCCUGCAGAUAAUGUCGAAAACCAAACCCUCCUCUGGCUCCUCCACAUAGGCGGCAUCUCGGUGCUAGCGGGGCCAGAAGAACAAAAGUGGUUGGCGCCCAAGGUGCAGGAGUUGGCGUGGGGGGUCAUGGGGAUCUUGGACUGGGAGGGAUCGGGAUCGGGGGGCGUCAAGGAGUGUUUGUUGCGGUUUCCUUGGGUUGAUUCGUUGCAUAGUGAGCCGGGGAAGGCCAUGUGGGAUUCUUUGGGGGUUAUGGGGAUGGUGAUUGUUUGAGUUAGGGGGUUUCUUUUGUGUGGGGAUAAGGUUUUGUUAUGGGUUCUUUUUUUUUCUUUUUUUCUUUGGGGGGCCGCCGGAGUUGAGGCUUAGAGGAGCAAACAAACGUGGUGCAAGAUAAAUGGCGUUGGUGUCAAUGUUGAUCCUUGCUUGUGUGCCGGGUUGUGGAAUGUGGAGGACUUGGUUGUGACGGUUUAACCGGUUGAUUUGCCCGUCUUUGAAUAGUGAGAUAUUGAGUGAUGAUGUGUUAGAUGGAUGAAUGGCGGGCGUUUGUUGUUAUAUGAGGUUGAAAAGGGUUUUUUUCUUCUUCUUGGUGCUGGGUUUUGCGUAUGUGAUAUAUCCAUACCGCUGCAAGGUCUCUAGGGGCAAGUUUUAGACGGUGUUGUUUUGGUUAUGCUCCAACAACAAGAAGUACAUGCUUUUGCUGACUAGUAGUUAUGACUUAGUUCUGUGUGAAGUUUUUGUGAAAUAGGGUUUGCAUAUAAGUGGAAUAAAGAGGGUGUAAAGGAACCGAAAGGUAUAUUCCUCGGGAAAUUAGUGAAUGACUGUAUUAGACAUGUCGUCCUUAACUACCCUCCCAGCUUAAUUCAUGGUUAUAUUCUCAU
This is a messenger RNA of Neurospora tetrasperma FGSC 2508, 2546 nucleotides long. RefSeq lists its product as uncharacterized. The record is from RefSeq and is a predicted model, not a curated record. Lineage: Eukaryota; Fungi; Ascomycota; Sordariomycetes; Sordariales; Sordariaceae. Bases 1 to 1941 code for a protein of 646 amino acids. The transcript is spliced from 4 exons.